AUGGAAGCAUCAGCUCAGAUAGUUGUCAUUUUUAACGAUAUGAAAACACGUAGUGCAUUAGUAAUGGAAGCUCCAAAUAUUGCAGCAAUUGUGAAAGCUCGACACCAUGCUCGUAUUGUUUGUCCUACAAGCACCAAUCCUUCAACAAGUACGCAAAGUCAGUUAGUCUCCGGCACAAUAAAUGAUCCUUCUGAGAAUGGUGGUCAGACAGUCGGCGACGAGGUAAGAGUUUCAGCAGAAGACAAAGCUCAAAAGAAUCGUUCUGAAAAUCCUCCUAGAUUGUUACGUGGUACUUGGUCACCAGAUGAUCGGCGUUUAUUUUUUCAAGCAGUGAGAUUAUAUGGACGCAACUUCAACGAAAUCACUCGUUUUAUUCGAUCUCGUAGACACCGUACGACAGCAGAUCAUCAAACUGUAACAUCAAAUAACAGUACAGAACCUAAUUCAAACAAUCUCCAUUCUGGAAAUAAUCUGGCUUCUUCAAGCAAUGUGCCAACAUCUUCAGGUUCAUCUACUCUAGGUGCCCCACAUUCCAGUAAUGCUUCUCAGUCGUCUACUGGUGUGAACACAGCUCUUGCCAGCAAUUCAGAUUUGAACACACCUUGUGGAGGUCGAACGCGUGAACAGGUCCGUUUCUUUUACCAACAGACAUGGCACAAAAUACGUCGUUAUGUUAAGUAUCCUGAUGAAGUUCCUCAACACGUUAGAGAGGUCUACGCAAUUGUCAACUAUUCUGUGAUUCGUACACGUAUCAAAAAACCACUGCAUCAUCGAUUGGGUGAAAAACUCAAUGAGCUGAUUCAUUGUGGCACCACUGUAAUCAAACACAAUGGCCGUCGUUUCCUUUUGCGUACUCCUGUUUGUCCUGCUUUAAAACAGUUGAACAAUAUCUCUGCCCCUACUCAUGAAUUUCAACUUCCUGAAGAUGUAUGGAUUGAAUUAGUCCCACGAACUCAUUCAGAUUCAUGGAGAGUAAUUGAAGCAGAGCAAAAUCCACGUCUACGUUUACGUGUAGAUAUUAAUCGUCAGCUAUCAGAUGUGAUUGCGUUAACAGAAAAUAAAUGGCAAUCAGCUGCUGAACGUAUGAGAACUGUUUUAGAUCUUCCAGUUGUAAAUCAAUAUACUCCUCCAUCAGUUAUGCUUAAUCUUUGUCCAGCUCAGUCUAUUGAUGGAGCUAUUCGAAUACAAGAAGUGGCACGUGUUCGUUCAGGGGAUCUUGGUUUACGUGCUUAUUUAGAUCGAAUGAAUACUAAAGUACCGCCACAUCAGUUACAAUCAAAUGUAUGCAAAACAGAAAAACAAAGUACAUCACAAUCCUCAGGUUUAGUUGCUUCAAGUUCAUCAAGUGUUCUACCACAGGUGUCAUCGUCAUCAUGUGCUACAAAAUUCAAUAAUAACACGUCAAUAAACUCAUCAUCUUCAAUCGCUGAAUUAGACUUAAAAGAUCUUGGAAAAAAAUUAUCAAUUGGUGUAACACGUGAGAUGGCUCGUGAAAUUAAAGUGGUAACUAUUUACCUGGCUCUUGGUUGUCCAGAACGCAUACGUUUUGAAUAUCAAUUCUGUUGUUUGAAAGACAAAGAUGGACGAAAACAACACUUGAAUUCAUCCUAUUCAAAUUUAUUACUCUGUCCACCGUUAGAUCCAGAUGGAGAGGGCGAUUACCUACUUCAUCGUGAUUGGGCUUCUCGUCAUUCUACUGGAGAUAAAACGUCGGUUCCCAAUUCUAGUAGUUCUACACAACGUACUUCAUCAGUAUUAUUACCAAAACCAAUUCAGCCAAGUACUUCAAGUAAUAAUACACCUACAACUGGAACAUACUUAUCUCAAAUAUCAAAUGAUUCACCUGUCGUUGUAACUAGUCAACAGCCAACAUUGACAAUGCAUCCACCUUCAAAUACUGUACAAGUUCUUGUUAAUGGACAACCAUCAACACUUCAGUUGAAUUCAUCUCUGGCUGCUUCACAUCCUAUCAUUUCGUCAUUACUAACAACAAGUAGUGCCGUUAAACCACCAAUAACUUUAACGCAAAGUCCUAAAUUAGUUUUAUUACCACAAACAGGUGGUCAAAAAGUGCAAGUUCCUAUUGUUGAACGCCAACUGGAUCAUGAAAGACAACUGACAACAUCUAUAACGCCAACUCAAACAUCUUAUAUCCCAUUACUAGCAAAGCAAACAACUGUAUCCUCUAAAAGUGUCUCGUUCAACUUAACCAAUGUAACAAUUUCAACGACUGUAACAACAACCACUCCAACAAUAUCAACUUCUAUUUAUCCGGUGGUAGAAAAUGAGAAUCCUCCAUGUGUACCACCAUCAUCUUUAAAAUCAUUGAAAGCAUUUAACGCACGUCGUAAAAAGAGUACUGCAUCACAAGUGCAUAAACAUUUAAAUGAAAAUUCUCCCGUAGAUAAAGAAUUACAAUCAAAAUUACAACCGGCUAGUACAAUAGCUUCAAGCGGUUUUUGGCCAUUGCAUAAUACUGUAUCACAUUCUCCUGCAAUUCAGUCGUCGUCCAACUAUCCAAUGCAAACAUUUCAGGUACCUAUUAACAACCAUGCACAGCAAGCUAACGCUAAUGUAGCAUUAAAUUAUAAUAAUAAUGUUUUCAAUCCACAGGCAUCACAAAUUUUAUUACCGUCAGCAUUAACUCUAACAUCACCGUCAAUGAAUCAAACAACUCUAAAUGAUAAACUACCUCAUAUUUAUAAUGUAUCCGGUUCAUUUUCAUCUACAUCAAAUCAGUCACCUGUAAUAUCAUUUGUUACAAAAUCUAAAGGUGCUUCGAGUACAGAUGUUACUAUAGAAGAUUUACUAUUAACAUCUACAGAAACUAAUCAAUCCUCAUCAUCAUCGUUAUACAGUAAUGAUACACUUGCCUCCCUGUUGAAUACUAUUUGUGUACGUUAUGCAUCUAUACCGUCAUCAUCAUCAACAUCUAAUCUUGAUCAUCAAAAUAUCUCAGAUGAUACGUCUAGUCGUUCAACUGAUAAUAAUAUUACUACAGCAGUAGAAACACCUGUAUUGAAUUUAAAUACAAAAGUCGAUGAAUCCGUUUCAUUUAAAAUGGAAGAGGAUAGGGAAUUUAGAACUACUGACUCAGUGUGUAAUUAUCCACCAGGUUCUCCAUCAAUUGGGGGUGAUAUUUCAUUCACGGAUUCAAUGGCUGCUGCUGUGAUGGAUGUACAUCACAUGCAGUUAGACCAUUCAGAUGAAGAACGUAAUACUACAGAUGCUCAGCCUGGAUCACUUAAUUUUAUGACUUCGAAUAUCGCGAUUCACCCUGAUGUCUAUUCUCUAGGGACAUCAUACGAAUCUGUUUUAGGAGACAAAGACAUAAAAGUUACUCAGUGUAACAGUAUGAAUCAUUCUGAUUACAAGGGUAUUUCCAAUGUUGAAGUAUUUUUACGAAUGAAUACACCACAGUCGAGUCAAAAUUCAUCUGGUAUUAUCUCAUCCACACCAACCACAAGUAAUGCAUCACUAUAUUGA
Messenger RNA from Trichobilharzia regenti, 3486 nucleotides. Lineage: Eukaryota; Metazoa; Platyhelminthes; Trematoda; Strigeidida; Schistosomatidae. The record is from the annotation of a GenBank genome assembly.